AUGAGGCAUAAAAACCGACGGGAACACUCCCUUCAGCCAAACCCUAUCCUUAUCCUCCCACCCACAUCCGUCCGCAUCUCGCCCCAGUGGGCGGCGGCGGCAGCCGCCGCCACCACCUCCUCCUCCGUCCUCUGUCCUCAUAGCUUGGACCUCAGCCUCCACAGCUGCUGCUGGUGCCCUCCUUCAUCUCCCCCUCAUUGUUGCUUUUCCUCCCUCGAGAUCCAAGCAUGCUGCCUCGUGCCCCUCACUGCGUCGGCGCCGACCAAGCAAGAGGCAGAUGCGGCACUGCCGGCAGUCAUCCUGACGGUGGGGGAGGCACAGAAGGUGUUGCGCACCUCGCAGGUGGUGAGGCGCACGCGGAUUCGGUCGUCCCCAGCCGGCGGCGAGAUUUGCACAGACUUCCUCCACCUCUGCUGCGACGCCGCUGGACCAGAUGGCGAGCCCUCCGACACAAGCACUCAACAAGUCUGGGUCAUGCUGGAGAAGACCAUCUUCCACAUGCCCUAUGUGGUACAAAGAUACAAUGGGAUGGAGUUGGUCAUCUUGCUAUAGUUCAACUUCAAGGUGAAUUUCAGUUGACCUUUAGUUUACUUGACUAAAGUUAUGCUGGGCUUGUCUACAAGUUCACCUAACUAGCUAGUGAGUCAUGUACACAAGGUGUUCUAGAAUUUAAAGCAAUCUGGCAUAUGAAGUUCUCUGUAGCUAGAUCUGAAAAGAUGUAUAUUUAGUGUCCUCAUUUGUUCAUUUUCUUGCUAUAGCUCAAUGGAUGUCAAUCUGAUGUGUAUGUACAAACAAUUGUUGUGGACAUGUGUACUGAACUGUCAGACAAAUUAGUUUGGAUGGAGCUGAGAUGGACAAAUUGUAAAUGACAUGUAUAUGAAACUAUCCGACAUGGACGCAGAUCUGUGUUUGUGUGAAUAUAUUAUUUUUUAAAACU
Molecule: messenger RNA, 937 nt
Organism: Panicum virgatum (switchgrass)
Lineage: Eukaryota; Viridiplantae; Streptophyta; Magnoliopsida; Poales; Poaceae
Exons: 3
Coding region: 1-552 (183 amino acids)
Source: RefSeq, a predicted model, not a curated record